Pyrenophora tritici-repentis Pt-1C-BFP is the source of this 1983-nucleotide messenger RNA. The record is from RefSeq and is a predicted model, not a curated record. Lineage: Eukaryota; Fungi; Ascomycota; Dothideomycetes; Pleosporales; Pleosporaceae.
AUGGAAGUUCUCGAUGCGACAGGUCUUGCGGAGCGGUUAAGAUGGGAGGACAACGACUACUUGCUGCAUCUCAAGGCUGAGACUUCCUUUGAUAAAUAUCCAGCCAAACAACAUGCGCGUAGAGUGCAGGCAGAGUUGGGCGUUGAAGAUGGGUUGAUCUAUCUUCCAGGCCAACCGGCGAGGAACAACGAAGACAGCGACAUGCCAGCGCCAUUUCGGCAACGGCGAUACUUCUAUUACAUGAGCGGUUGCGAUGAGCCCGACUGCCAUCUCAUGUAUGAUAUCCGACGCGACGUAUUAACAUUGUUCAUUCCGCGCAUUAAGCCUGAGCGCGUCAUCUGGAACGGUCGCGGUUCAACUCCAGCAGAGGCGCUUGCCAAGUACGACAUUGAUCAAGUCCAUCACUCGCAAGACCUUGCAUAUAUCAUCCAGAAUUGGGCUUUCAAGCAUCAAAAUACCGGCAUCUACAUCCUGCAUCCCUCAUCACGGAUACCAGGCUGUGACAACCUCAUGCCUCGCAUCGAUUCCCAUUCGCUCCAGCCAGCCAUGAACUUGUGCCGCAUGAUCAAAGACGAUCACGAGAUCAAACGGAUCCGGAAAGCAAACGACAUCAGCUCCCAGGCGCAUCGAGAGGUACUGGCUAACAUCCAGAAGUACAAGAACGAAGCGCAAGUUGAAGGUCUGUUUAUGGACGUGUGCAUAUCGCGGCAGGCAAAACAACAGGCUUACGAUCCCAUCGCUGCAUCCGGACCAAACGCCGGGACCCUGCAUUAUGACGCCAACAACGAAGAUCUUGCAGGCCGACAAUUGAUGUGCCUGGACGCUGGGUGUGAGUUCGAGUUGUACGCAAGUGACAUCACCCGGACAUUCCCGCUUUCAGCUUCGUGGCCGAGUAAGGAAGCAGAGAACAUCUACAACCUAGUGCAGCGCAUGCAGGAGACAUGUAUUGAACGACUGGAACCUGGCGUAAGGUAUCUCGAUUUGCACAUCAUGGCUCAUCAGGUCGCUAUUGAUGGACUGCUACGUCUGGGCAUACUUUGCAAUGGAACCAGGGAAGAGAUCUACAAAGCUGGCACAAGUAGGGCAUUCUUUCCCCACGGUCUCGGGCAUCAUAUCGGUCUAGAGGUUCAUGAUGUGGGCCAGGCGGAGUUGAUGAGCGUGAGAAGGGGAAAGCCAGUAUACCAACAGGCACCAUCGCUAUACCCGGAAAACUUCCAUGACCCCGUCUACGACUCCGAAACUUGUCACGCGCCUACGGAUCCACAGAGUAGUCACCUCGAGGAAGGCAUGGUGGUCACUGUCGAGCCUGGAAUCUACUUCUCGGUCUAUGCUCUACAGCACUUUUACCUCCCGUCGCCCAUUCACUCCAAAUUUAUCAACCUUGAGGUACUAGAGCGCUAUCUCCCUGUCGGCGGGGUCCGCAUCGAGGAUGACAUCUUAAUCACCGCCAACGGUCAUGAGAAUCUGACCACAGCACCAAAGGGUGAAGCGAUGCUCGACAUGAUCCGACAAGGAAAGCCAGGCACGACUGACGUACUGAUUCCGAGCCCAACAUAUUCUAGAAGGAUGCGCUCUGAAAACAAUACACCCCGUCUAUGCGCUCCCGGUAUAUCCAAAAAUACCCUCCGGCCUCUACUAACACCACUUGCUCGAGCGGCUACUUUGCCUACGGAGUUCCGACAGCAAGACGACUUCGACUUCGAGCCUACAGUCGGUCCAUCGCUUUUCUCAGGAUUCUCGCGCGCUAUGACCACAGAGGAGAAGAUUCAGCAGUGGAAGCAGAAGCGCGACUCGGUACCAGUGGCACUAAACCGGCCAACAAAGGCGAAGAGCCUAUCACCAGUUUGUGGUGAAAACACUCCAAACGUCCAACAUGUCUAUAUGAGCACUGCUUCCGACCUUGCCUCCUUUUCACAAUUAAGUGCGGGAUCCGGAAGCACUCCUCUAUGGAAGCCUCACAACAAGCAGGACAAGAAAAACUAG